Rana temporaria (common frog) is the source of this 1240-nucleotide messenger RNA. Its product is annotated as nucleolar protein 58-like. The coding region runs from base 1 to 1185 and encodes 394 amino acids. NCBI's taxonomy places the organism in Eukaryota, Metazoa, Chordata, Amphibia, Anura, Ranidae. The record is from RefSeq and is a predicted model, not a curated record. The transcript is spliced from 5 exons.
AUGCACAUAACACAUUGUGACAUCACACAAGUGGGAGGAGCCAACCCCAAUAAAAGAGGCUCGGCCCGGGAGAGGGGACCAUUUGUUCCUGAGCACCGCGAAGGACCUUCAAAAUGUUCCUCAUUGAAAAUAAUCCGCAACUCUUUAUCAGAAUUCCGGGUUUCGGGUGGGGAAGGGAUAGAACCUCAGUUGGUGUUUUUACUGCCAUCUGUGAUUUGGUUCAAAGCGAUUUAUUACCAGAGAGGAGAGGAGAUUUUAGGAGAGGAGUUUUUAGUAGAGGAGAUUUUAGGAGAGGAGAUUUUAGGAGAGGAGAUUUUAGUAGAGGAGAUUUUAGGAGAGGAGAUUUUAGGAGAGGAGAUUUUAGGAGAGGAGUUUUUAGGAGAGGAGAUUUUAGGAGAGGAGAUUUUAGGAGAGGAGAUUUUAGGCUCGAGGAUGAGUUUACCGAGAGCAGAGAUGGGAGAGUUCUCAGAAGUAGUGAUGGGAAUGAGAAUGGAGGCGGAAAGAAAGGCGAAGGAGAGGAGAGAAUUCCUGAACAAAGCUAAAGAAACCAUGGCGGAAAUUAAGAGAAUAACGGAGGAGGAAUGGAGGAAAUUCCGUGCAAUGAAAGCAGACUGGGAGAAACAAGUAAAGCAGCUGAAGAGUGGAGAAGCCGAGAUGGAGGAGAAGAAAGUGGAGGAGAAAAAGGUGGAGAAAGAAGGAAGGCAGCUGACCAGAGAAAGGAAAAGAGAACUUCUACAGAAAGCUCGGGCAAGAAAAGCCGAGAUAGAGAAGAAGAAGGUGGAGGAGAGUAAGGUGGAGGAGAGUAAGGUGGAGGAGAAGAAGGAGAAGAAGGUGGAGGAGCAGACAGGCGGGGAGCUGAAGAAAGCAGAGGAGAGGAGAGGAGGAAAGAAGCAAAGACUUUUACAGAAAGCUUACGCAUUGAAAGCCGAGUGGGACAAAGAAGGAAAGCAGCUGACCAGAGAAAGGAAAAGAGAACUUCUACAGAAAGCUCGGGCAAGAAAAGCCGAGAUGGAAAGCCAACGAGACGAGGCCCAAAAGGAAAUGGGCCAUGAUGAAGGCGGAGACGGAGAGGUCCCGGCUAUGAAGACGGACACAUCCAUUGUCCAAAACAUGGAUGAUUAUGAUGACUCUGACCGCCAUGAUGCCAACUCCGAAGCCCGUAGCGUCUCAUCCAUCGAAAUGUAAGUAUCUUCAUUACAGUUUCCUGUGUACAAUGUAACAUAUUCAGUGAUGAUGGUAA